Molecule: messenger RNA, 339 nt
Organism: Diatraea saccharalis (sugarcane borer)
Lineage: Eukaryota; Metazoa; Arthropoda; Insecta; Lepidoptera; Crambidae
Source: the annotation of a GenBank genome assembly
AUGGAGCAAACAGAAAAUGAAGUACGAAUAUUGCAAGAGUCUUGUCGAGCUCUAGUAGAGCAAAGUAUUCCGGACUUGAAGAUAGAUGACGAAUCCAGAGAUCUUACUCUAAACACUGUGAUCGCAAACAAAACUGGAUCAGGAGAUCCUGAUUACAACCCUCGCGGUGGUUGGAUAUGGCGUGUACUACGUUCCUCGCUUCCUAUACAACUCUGUUUAGUAGCGCUGCUUCUAGCAGCCUGGUUAGUCGAGCGACCGCGUUGCUGCGACGCUUUGAAUUCCCUGGCUCAGACUUUAACUCCCCAAUUACGUUACGUACGAGGACCUCCCCCAGUCUGA